AUGGCAACUGAAGGAAGUGUUCAGUUUCUUGCUCUUGCAUACGUGGCAGAUAAUGUUCCAGAGGGCAAAAGGGCUGCUGUUUUCGGGAUCAUGUCCGGAUUUGCAUCUUCUUCUUUCGUAUUCGGGAACUUCUCGACUCGUUUUCUAUCGACUUCAGACACAUUUAAAGUAGCUGCAGCAAUGUCGAUUAUUGCACUGCUCUAUAUGAGAGUCUUUCUUCCAGAGUCCAACAACAGCACUUGUUCAAAGGCCACAGAGACUGAUUGUCUUGUCGAGAAAGGUCCCAUGAAAAAAUCGAGUCUUUUACGGACUCUGCCUUCUGUGGACGACGCCAUUUGCUUGUUGCGGAUUAACCCCACUUUCUCGAAAGCGGCCGUUGUUGCAUUCUUUAUCAAUGUUGCCGAAGUUGGACUCAAUGCUUCUUUGAUGUAUUACUUGAAGGCUCAAUUUCACUUUAACAAAGACGAAUUCGCGGACCUCAUGAUAAUUGUUGGGAUUGGUGGAUCGAUAUCACAGCUCAUCGUCAUGCCGUUGUUAACUCCGCUCAUCGGAGAAGAGAAGAUGCUCUCUGUGGGCCUCUUUUUCGGCUGUGCUCACAUGGUACUUUACAGCAUUGCUUGGGCUCCCUGGGUUCCUUAUGUAGCAGCAAUGAUCACCGUUGUAGCUACUUUUGCUCUGCCAUGUCUACGAAGCAUUGCAUCGAAAGAAACAGGGCCGAGUGAGCAGGGAAAGACGCAAGGGUGCAUUACGGGCAUAUGUUCUUUCGCCAACAUUGUCUCUCCUCUUGCUUUCACCCCUUUGACAGCAUUGUUUUUAUCGGACGAUGCACCAUUUCACUUUCCUGGAUUCAGCAUUAUGGUCUCCGGCUUAGCAGCUAUGAUAGCAUUCGUACUAAGCGUCACGAUAAGGCCAACUCCUUCCCGAGCCCACUAUUGCAUCUCUGCCCAAACAGAGCCCUUAGUUUGA
Messenger RNA from Striga hermonthica, 966 nucleotides. The record is from the annotation of a GenBank genome assembly. Lineage: Eukaryota; Viridiplantae; Streptophyta; Magnoliopsida; Lamiales; Orobanchaceae.